GGUCGCAUACUGGCUUAACUCUAAAAAUAUCCCCCUGGCCAGAAAAGUAAACAAACAAAAUUCAGUUAAAGUUUGCCCAUUAGCAAAAUCGAAAAUCAGUACGAAAUGCGUUGGCCGUGGAAGCGCACGCUUGGCAUAGCCACGGGCCGAAUUGGGGUGCCUGGCACACGGCCGCAGGCCACGGUGUCCAGCAUUUACGAUCCCAACUGCGACGGAGAUGGGGUCAAGUACACGGCGAAAAAUGGCGACGAUAGCUAUGAGCUGGCACACACGCUCGACAUGGACAUGCAAGGCAGAUACAGUGCACCCAAGGAGGCGCAUUGGCUGCUGCGUCGCAUUUACAUACUCACUUGGAUACGCAGCUACGAUCGGCCGCAGGCCUUUGCCGAUCUCAUUGCGGGCAUCACACUGGGCCUAACCAUCAUACCACAGAGCAUUGCGUAUGCGGCGCUGGCGGGUCUGUCCUCGGAAUACGGCCUGUACUCGGCAUUUAUUGGCUCCAUCAUAUAUGUGUUCUUUGGCACAAUUCCACAGGUCUCGAUCGGACCCACCAGCCUGAUGGCCAUAAUGACGCUGCAGUUUUGUGCGGACAAGCCGGUGCAGAUGGUCAUCGUGCUGGCCUUUCUCGCCGGCUUUGUCGAGCUGCUCAUGGGCAUCUUUCAGUUGGGCUUCAUAGUCAGCUUUAUACCAGCGCCCGUGACGAAAGCCUUUACGACUGGCACAGCUUUUAUUGUGGUGAUGGCACAGCUGAAGAGUCUGCUGGGCAUUCGUCUGAAGAAGGUGACCUCAAUGGGUGACUACUUUAGCAAUAUUCGUGGUUCGGAUGCCAGCCUGGGCAUUGCUUGCCUUUGCCUUCUGCUCUCACUGCGGCUGCUGUCCCAAGUCAAGUUUAAGCAAGAGACGCCGCUUAAUCAACGCCUGAAAAAGGUGCUCUGGUACAUCAGCAUAUCGCGCAAUGCCUUGGUGGUCUUCUUCAGCGGCCUGCUGGUGUACAUGUGGGUGCACCGGAGCUCGCUGGACGCGGUGCCGUUUGCGCUCUCCUCGAAGGUAUCCUCGGCCAUGCCCAGCUUCAAGUUGCCGCCCUUCGCCUUUGAGUACCAGAAUCGCACCUAUGUGUUCACCGAUAUUCUGCACGAGCUGGGCAGCGGGGUCAUACUGGUGCCCAUUGUGGCCGUGUUGGCCAAUGUGGCUAUUGCCAAGGCCUUCGUCAAGGAUGGCAAGCUGGAUGCCUCGCAGGAGAUGUUGACGCUGGGCCUGUGCAAUUUGGCCGGCUCCUUCUUCAGUGCCAUGCCCACUUGUGGCGCCUUCACGCGUUCCGCGGUCAGCCAGGCAUCGGGCGUGCGCACGCCCAUGGCUGGCAUUUAUACGGGUCUAAUUGUGCUCUCCGCGCUGUCGAUAUUGACGCCCUACUUUCAGUAUAUACCCAGAGCAUCCUUGGCAGCUGUGCUCAUUGCGGCAGUUGUGUUUAUGAUCGACCUGACACCCAUCAAGGAGCUGUGGCCGUCCAACAAGAAGGACUUUUUCAGCUGGACGGGCAGUCUGAUCAUAUGUUUGAUCGCUGGCGUGGAGAUGGGCCUGCUCUUUGGCAUUGUGGUCAGCAUGAUUUGCAUACUGCUGCGUCUGGGCAAUCCCAAAAUCGAGGUCUACCUCAAGCAGCACGAGUCCAACUUCUAUGUGCAUGUGGUGCCCCAGUCGGACAUCUUCUACACGGGCGUGGACACGCUGCGCUCGGAGAUCCGUUCCGCUUGCCUGCUUUACCGCAAUGAUUUUCCAAUUGUCCUGCACUGCGGUCGCUUCAUGCAGUUCGAUGCAACCUUUGUAGAAAUGCUAAUGGCCGUGGCCAAGGAGCUGGCCAGGGACAAGGUGCUGUUAGUGCUGCAGCACAUGAGCCUCAAGCAGCAACAGAUGCUGCCCGUCACCGGGAAUAUACGCUUUUGCGACGACGAUCAGCAGCUAUUCCCACUGGAGGCCAAACAGUAGUCCCCCCCCC
Molecule: messenger RNA, 1990 nt
Organism: Drosophila novamexicana
Lineage: Eukaryota; Metazoa; Arthropoda; Insecta; Diptera; Drosophilidae
Product: sodium-independent sulfate anion transporter
Exons: 5
Coding region: 106-1980 (624 amino acids)
Biological process (GO): transmembrane transport
Cellular component (GO): membrane
Molecular function (GO): sulfate transmembrane transporter activity
Source: RefSeq, a predicted model, not a curated record